This is a messenger RNA of Amphimedon queenslandica, 644 nucleotides long. RefSeq names its product RING finger protein 212B-like. Gene Ontology annotation, molecular function: SUMO transferase activity. Bases 51 to 644 code for a protein of 197 amino acids. Gene Ontology annotation, cellular component: synaptonemal complex. The transcript is spliced from 7 exons. Lineage: Eukaryota; Metazoa; Porifera; Demospongiae; Haplosclerida; Niphatidae. The record is from RefSeq and is a predicted model, not a curated record. Gene Ontology annotation, biological process: homologous chromosome pairing at meiosis; reciprocal meiotic recombination; protein sumoylation.
AUAAUUCAUAAAUCAAUAAAGCCACACCCAUCCAAUUGCAUUUUAAUAAAAUGGCGGCAGCAGGGCCAGCUGUAGUGAAUGUUAAAGACUGGAUCCAUUGUAAUCACUGCUAUACUGAACCUCCUAAGGAUAGGAGGAACACUCAGUUUAUUAUAACGUCGUGUGGUCAUCUAUUUUGUGGGAAAUGUUAUGGUGAGAGAGAGAAAUUUUGUCUGGUGUGUAAGGCAUCAUGUAGUGUAGUUGAUCUGUCAAAACAAGUUCCACCAGAUGUCAUGAUAUAUUUCCACACUCCUGAGUCCAUUAUACAGAGAUUCAUCUUCCAAUUCGAACGAGUAUCUAAAUUUCAAAGGGAGCAAAGGACUAGAUUAGUAAAACACAAAAUACAGAAAUUGCGGGAGGUUGCUGAAAGGAAGGAGAGGGAGAUAUUGUUAUAUGAAAAGGAAAAUGCUAGACUUAGACAAAUUAAACUAAGUUUGGAAUCAAGAUCUGUUUCCGUUCGUCCUUUAUCAUCAAACUCUACUACCUUACGUCCUCCUCCUUCAAUACUAAGAACCGGGUGUGGUCCCAUACAGACCCCGCCCAGUUUUACAAGGCCACGCCCAUCAAUGACCCUACCACCAUCACGUGGGUUCCUCCAUCACUAG